Molecule: messenger RNA, 822 nt
Organism: Neltuma alba
Lineage: Eukaryota; Viridiplantae; Streptophyta; Magnoliopsida; Fabales; Fabaceae
Product: WAT1-related protein At1g43650-like
Exons: 5
Coding region: 1-822 (273 amino acids)
Cellular component (GO): membrane
Molecular function (GO): transmembrane transporter activity
Source: RefSeq, a predicted model, not a curated record
AUGAAGAGUAGUUCAGUUUGCUGUGUGGCCAAGAAUAGGGCUUAUGUUGCAAUGAUCUUCACUCAGUUUGUGUAUGCAGGCAUGGCUUUGUUGUCCAAAGCUGCAAUAGCCAACGGAAUGAACCCCUACGUGUUUGUUGUUUACCGGCAAGCUUUCGCGUCGCUUGCCCUGUCUCCAUUCGCAUUCUUCGACUGUAAACAAGGUGCUCCCUUGUCAUACAACUUGCUGAGCAAAAUCUUUCUUGUUUCCCUAGUUGGGUUAACACUAAGUUCCAAUCUUUACUAUGUUGCAAUCAACUAUACGUCUGCAACAUUUGCUGCAGCCACUACAAACACCAUCCCUGCCAUUACUUUCAUCAUGGCCCUUACAAUCAGGGUGGAAAGCAUUUCCGUGAAGCAUAUGCAUGGGAUUGCCAAGAUUUUGGGUUCUGUUUUGAGCCUUUGUGGGGCAAUAACAUUUGCUUUGGUCAAAGGACCUUCAAUAGCUUUCAUAAAUUGGCAUACCUCAAAUCAGCAGAAUGUUUCUCAUUCAAUAGCAGCACUUCACUCUAAAGGAGAUCAAAUUAAAGGAGUUAUUAUGAUGCUCUCUGCAAACACUGCUUGGUCUUUGUGGCUUAUUUUGCAGGGAUUUAUUGUAAAGGAAUACCCUGCAAAAUUUCGCCUCACUACCCUGCAGUGCUUCUUCAGCUGCAUACAGACGAUUGUUUUGGCUGUCACAGCGGAAAGGAAUCCUUCAGCGUGGAAGCUUGGAUGGGACAUUCAUCUACUUUCUGUGGUUUAUUGUGUAUGCUUUUAUGCCAUCCUUGUGUUUACAUUUAGCUAA